This is a messenger RNA of Pelobates fuscus (common spadefoot toad), 3307 nucleotides long. RefSeq names its product Rho GTPase activating protein 22 (gene ARHGAP22). The record is from RefSeq and is a predicted model, not a curated record. NCBI's taxonomy places the organism in Eukaryota, Metazoa, Chordata, Amphibia, Anura, Pelobatidae. The transcript is spliced from 9 exons. Gene Ontology annotation, cellular component: focal adhesion. Gene Ontology annotation, molecular function: GTPase activator activity. Bases 222 to 1880 code for a protein of 552 amino acids. Gene Ontology annotation, biological process: activation of GTPase activity; signal transduction.
UUUAGAUAAGAGGGGAUCCCAGGGAAGGGCUGUGAGCUGCUCUGGGAUUGAUUGGCCGUGGCUGCUCUCCCUGUGUGCAGUGACCGGCUUACUCUCAUUCUGUGCUAGAGAAGCAGAGACCUGAGCCUCUCCCUGUAAGGGGAUGGGGGUGCCCACCGCCUGUCACCCGGGAUGUCUGCACUUGCCCUGUGCUCACCCCCCUGGCUCUGACACCCCCUGACAUGGGUCUUUGCUGCUGUCGUGAUAGAGAACACCUGAGCUCAGCCUUAGGUGACAAGGUUGCAGUAAAUCAUGAAGCUUUCCUUCUCAUGGCCAAUUCUCAGAAUGAAAUGGAGGACUGGGUGAGAGCUAUACGCAGGGUCAUCUGGGCUCCCUUUGGUGGAGCAGUUUUUGGGCAAAGCUUGGAGGAUGCAGCCAAUAUGGAGGGGAGUCUGGCCCCUUUGGUUGUGGAGCAGUGUGUGGAUUUUAUUCGGGAACACGGGUUACAAGAGGAAGGUCUGUUCAGGCUACCAGGACAGGCCACACUUGUGAGGGACCUACAGGAGACUUUUGACUGUGGAGGGAAACCUCAGUUUGAUGUAAACACAGAUGUCCAUACAGUGGCGUCGCUUCUCAAACUCUACCUGCGGGAGCUUCCUGAGCCAGUCAUACCAUUUAGUAGAUACCAGGACUUUUUGGCAUGUGCCCAUAUUUUAUCCAGGGAUCAAGAAGAGGGAACUGAAGAGCUGUGCAGGUUAGUGAGCAGCCUACCAGCAGCCAAUUACAACCUCCUGAAGUAUAUAUGCAGUUUCCUAGAUGAAGUGCAGUCUCACUCUGGUGUUAACAAGAUGAGCGUGCAUAAUUUAGCCACUGUCUUUGCUCCAAACAUCCUACGCCCCAAAUUACAGGAACCACUGGCUUUAAUAGAAGGUGCGUCUCUGAUCCAGCAUUUAAUGACUUUUCUGAUCAGUGAGAACCAGCAAGUUUUCCCAGUGAUAAAAUCGGAUGCUGCAGUGUGUUCCACGGGACAACAAAUUGGCAGUGCAGAGUGGCUUCCAUCAGGUUGCCCUGCAGAGUGUAAACAAUCCCUAGACUUGCCACGAACUGUGGAGCCCAUUGUUAAUGGGAGUCGUGAACAAACACCAGCAAAAAACCAAAUGUGGUUGAACUGGAAGUCCUCAUUCAGGUCAUCUACCACCAAACAGGGUUCCUCAAGUUCUGAGAUCCCCAAUCUGCCAUCCAGUGGUGCUUGGCUGCUAAACGGACUUUCUUCUCUGCGAGGUCAUCGUAGGACAUCUUCAGGAGAAAGGGACUCAGUACAGCGUCUAUCAACGUAUGACAAUGUCCCAUCCUGUCCGCCAUCUCUGCACAACAGCACUUGGUCCUCCUCCUGUAAUGUAUCUGUAACAGACUCUCUGGGCAGUUGCUCAGUAUGCAGAAGUCAAGUAUCCCAGGGUUCUGAGACUGGAUGGCAGGAUUCUCCUUCACAAAGCCAAAGGGGCACCAUAUGCCUCGUGGACAGCACUGAGAGGUUGGAGAUGUGUGUGAGCAGCAGUGAGCACAGUGAUGCACUGACUUCAGGAUCGGUAGAGGCCUGGGACACAUGCCACCGGAUGGUGACCGAGAUGAAGACAGAGCUAAGUAAACAGAGGCAGGAAUAUGAAAGUAGAAUACAAAGUUUGGAAAGAUCGCGAGCAGAGCUACGUCUCCAGUUCAGCUCCCUCCAGGAGGCACUGGAGCAAGAGAAGAAACACUGCACUUUGCUUGAAAUCAAACUCAGGAAUUCAGAGCGGGCACGGGAGGAUGCUGAAAACAGGAACACCCUUUUACAGAAGGAGAUGGAAGAAUUUUUCCAGACUCUGGGAAACCUGUCCCAACAAAAGAGUCCAAACCACACAUAGUGGUGUUCUUGUUAUGCGAGUGAUUGUGCCACAGCUACAUUUCAGAACUGCAGCAGGGCACGGAACCUCAGUUUGGGUCGAUCAUACCACAUCUGUACAGAACCUCAGGGACUAAAAUGCAACCAGGAGGAUAAUUCUGGCCAGCUUCUUCAGAUACACCGGCCACUGAUCCUUGUUUUGUUUUUAUUUUGUCCCCCCUUUUCUGGGAUUAAUAAGAUGGUUCACUGAAUUUGCAGUUUUAUAGAAGAAAAAUUGAAAGUUAUUAUUUGACUAUUUUGGACUCUUGUCACAUUUUGCACGUUCUAGUUGAAUGCCACUGCGAGAUCUACAAAGCCACACUAGAAAGUUUGUUUUAAGCACUGCAUUGAAUGUAAUCCAUUGUACGAAUACUGCAUGCAAUGUGUAUGGUGACAAAAGGUAUGUUCGGGUCUUCAGAGACAGAGGGAACCGAGAUGUAUAAAUGUAUAUGUGUGGGUGCUGUAGAUUAACUUGCCUUACAUGUAUAGGGCCAAUUACAUAUUUACAAAAUUUACUUUGCAGUUUUCAUAUAGUAUUUCACAAUUGAGAGGUAGUUGUUGCAGUCCUUAAUAGUUUAAGGAUUUUCUGUGCCUCCACCCAGAGUGAAUGUUGAUUGAUCCUUGUAUUUGACCCUGCCUUCCGUUAUUAAACUAGUUUUUGUUUUUACAAAGCGGUGUAGAAGUCAUGGCAAUUGUACUUACAAGCUGUAAAUAUUUGUAUACGUAUAUUAUUUAUCAUUUUAACAAUUUAAAAGUAACAAGUUAAACUCAAGGAUUCUGGUAUACGUCUCCUUCCAGACCCUAUUUUCUCAGGAUUUAAGAUUUGAUAUAUACCGGGUUUAGAAUAUCACGUUGUAUAUCUGGGUACCAAAAAGAUUGUUUUGAGAUCAAACUUGAUAAAACUCCCCUCUGUGCAAAUACAUAACUUACUGUUAUGGAUCACCUUAAUAUCUCAAGUUGUUUUUCGAGGGGUGCAUAGAAACUCUAGAAUUAAUUUUUCCACAACUAUCCCAGAAUUACCAGCUUGACAUGCAAGUGAGCACAGAUAGGCAUCAUGUUUUAGGCUUUAUGCUGCAUUUCUGCAGAUACUCUUCGCAAAAGAGUAUAAACAUUUUGUUUAUACCAAAGCAUGGGUUAUGGUCCAAGAGCAGCCAUGGAGUCCAUACCAUGCAGUCCAUUUGUUGGUUUCUGAUCACUUCCUGACUAACGUUAAUGUGUCUGACUCUUCCAGGAAAUAUUGGGUUAAUGUAUGAAAGGUUUUUGUUUGCUAAAAGUGGUGCAUUUUGACCCAUUAGGAAAAUCUAUCUAAUGUUUAGUCGUAUUGCAGAUUAUUUCUAAAAACUAGAACAAAAUUGCUCUAUUUUUUUUUUUUUCUCUCUUUAAAACAUCACUUCAUUGCUGUACAGUUCU